AUGUUGCUGCGCGGCGGCUGGCGCCGCCUGGCGCUGCCCCCGGCGCCGCGCCCCGCGCACCGCCGGGCGGGCAGCGAGGCCGGCGCGGUGGCACCGCGCUACGAAGUGGUGGUGAUCGGUGGGGGCCAUGCGGGGACGGAGGCGGCGGCGGCGGCUGCCCGCGGCGGGGCCCGCACGCUGCUGCUCACGCACAGGAUCGGCACCAUCGGGGAGAUGUCCUGCAACCCCUCCUUCGGCGGCAUCGGGAAGGGGCAUCUCAUGAGAGAGGUGGACGCCCUGGACGGGCUGUGCGGCCGUCUCUGCGACCGCUCCGGCGUGCACUACAAAGUGCUGAACCGCUGCAAGGGCCCGGCGGUGUGGGGCCUCCGCGCCCAGAUCGACCGGCGCCGCUACAAGGAGAACAUGCAGAAAGAAAUCCUUAACACACCACUGUUGACAGUUCAUGAGGCAUCUGUGGAGGAUCUGCUCUUGACAGAGCCAGAACCAAACCAUCCUGGGAAAUGCCAAGUCACAGGAGUCGUUCUGGGGGAUGGGAGCACAGUACAUGCUGGGAGUGUUAUCCUGACCACCGGUACGUUUCUGAGGGGUACGGUCCUCAUCGGACUGGAGAUGCACCCAGCUGGGCGGCUAGGGGACCAGCCAGCCAUCGGGCUGGCUCAGACUCUGGAGAAACUGGGAUUUGCUGUGGGCAGGCUGAAGACUGGGACGCCGCCCCGACUUGCCAAAGAUACGAUUGACUUCAGUGGUCUGGAGGAACGUGCAGCUGACAAUCCUCCAGUGCCAUUCAGCUUUCUCAGCGAGGCUGUGUGGAUCAAGCCAGAAGAUCAGUUGUCAUGUUACCUGACUCACACUACCCUGAAAGUCCAGCAAAUUAUCUGUGAUAACCUCCACCUGAACAACCAUGUAAGGGAGACAACAAGGGGCCCGCGAUACUGUCCCUCUCUUGAAUCAAAGGUUCUGCGCUUCCCAAACCGAGAACAUCAGGUGUGGCUGGAGCCCGAAGGCUUGGAGUCCAAUGUCAUUUACCCCCAAGGCAUGUCGAUGACGCUGCCACCUGAGCUUCAGGAGCAGGUGAUCAAAUCUGUCCCAGGCUUGGAAAAAGCUAAGAUGUUACAGCCAGGCUAUGGAGUGCAAUAUGAUUUUUUAGACCCCCGUCAACUGACUGCUUCUCUUGAGUCUCGUCUUGUUCAGCGCCUCUUCUUUGCAGGCCAGAUAAAUGGCACUACAGGCUAUGAAGAAGCUGCAGCUCAGGGUGUGAUUGCUGGGAUCAAUGCUUGCCUACGGGUUCAUGGCAAGCCCCCUUUCAUUGUCAGUCGCACCGAAGGCUACAUUGGUGUCCUGAUUGAUGACCUUACCACUCUGGGCACCAGCGAGCCAUACCGGAUGUUCACCAGCCGCGUGGAGUUCCGCAUGUCCCUCCGGCCUGACAAUGCCGAUGCCAGGCUCACCCACAGAGGUUUUAAAGAAGCUGGGUGUGUGUCACAGCAGCGGUAUGAACAAGCAGUUAAGACGAGAGCUGCUUUAGAGGAUGGAAUUGCAACACUAAAAUCCCUUCAGUUCAGCAUAUCAAAAUGGUCCCAGUUAAUACCAGAAGUUGCCAUCAGUAGCAGUCGAAGGUCGCCUGUCAGUGCCUUUGACAUCCUUCAAUAUCCGGCAGCCAACAUGGAGGUUCUGGCAAGAGCUGUCCCAGAGCCCCUGGGAAAGCUUGCUCAAUGGAGAGAACUGGCAGAGAGAUUGAAAAUAGAAGCUGCUUACGAGUGGUGUGUAGUCAAUCAACAGCAGGAAAUAGAAGAAGUGCGUCGUGAUGAAGCCCUCCGACUGCCAGAGGACCUAGAUUACUUUGCCAUUGAUGCAUCACUCUCAGCAGAGGUGCGGGAGAAACUGGACUCUAACCGACCCCAGACGAUUGGUGCAGUCAGCCGCAUCCCUGGAAUUACACCAGCUGCUAUCAUUAAUCUGCUAAGAUUUGUGAAAACCAAUCACCAUAAGACAGAGAAGGUAAAAGCGUUGCCUCAGACUGGCAAGUAUUUACCAGAGAAAAUGUACUCAGAGAAAGCAACUUCCCAAAGACAGAUUUCAGCAGAGUUUUCUGAAGAGGAGUCAGAGAGUACCUUUGUUAAAACACAUUUGUAGAGAAGUGUACCCCUCCUACAAGAGAACGUGGCAAGAUCACCUGUGCUCACAGAUAAAACCAAUGUUGGUGGGAUCCAAAGCAGGUCUACUUGUGUCCUGUGGCAGUGUCAUUGAGUAGAACAAAGAUGACAAAUGCUCAGGAGCCUAAAUACAGCCUGUGAUUUUGCCAGUCCAAAUGAAAAGACAGGGGAAUUGCUUUUAAAAUUCCACUCGUGGAAGAUGUCAGGUAGUCAAAAUCUGUUCUAAAGCAUCUUGGAAAGGAUGGUGUUCUGCUCAUCUGAAAUGAGUGAGAAAUGUUAUCAUGCUGAACCCAUGGCAGCACAAGAGGAUUUGAGCUGGAAAGUGUGCUCCAUUGACUUUAGUACUUGUGUUUAUAGCUGUGUGGUGGCUACGCACAGUCUGAUGUUCUAGUGUGAUGUCAGCCAAUAGGAGACACUUGAAGACGUGUGCUACACGAAUAUUUAAACUUACAUAGGAGACCGAUUGGAUGUAAACACUGUAUCGUGGGCUUUUUUUUCUCUUUUAAAAUAAAUAAAGCUUAUUUUGAAACUUG
Messenger RNA from Gavia stellata (red-throated loon), 2686 nucleotides. It is a transcript of the gene MTO1, whose product is annotated as mitochondrial tRNA translation optimization 1. Gene Ontology annotation, biological process: tRNA methylation; tRNA wobble uridine modification. Gene Ontology annotation, molecular function: flavin adenine dinucleotide binding. NCBI's taxonomy places the organism in Eukaryota, Metazoa, Chordata, Aves, Gaviiformes, Gaviidae. The record is from RefSeq and is a predicted model, not a curated record. Bases 1 to 2133 code for a protein of 710 amino acids. The transcript is spliced from 12 exons. Gene Ontology annotation, cellular component: cytosol.